Molecule: messenger RNA, 1977 nt
Organism: Protobothrops mucrosquamatus (brown spotted pit viper)
Lineage: Eukaryota; Metazoa; Chordata; Lepidosauria; Squamata; Viperidae
Gene: BICD2
Product: BICD cargo adaptor 2
Exons: 4
Biological process (GO): microtubule anchoring at microtubule organizing center; regulation of microtubule cytoskeleton organization; protein localization to organelle
Cellular component (GO): Golgi apparatus; cytosol
Molecular function (GO): dynactin binding; dynein complex binding; cytoskeletal adaptor activity
Source: RefSeq, a predicted model, not a curated record
GUGGAAUUUGAAGGGCUGAAGCAUGAAAUCAAAAGACUAGAAGAGGUUACAGAAUUCCUGAACAGCCAGUUAGAAGAUGCCAUAAGAUUGAAAGAGAUAUCUGAACGCCAGCUUGAAGAAGCCUUAGAAACCCUGAAGACAGAACGCGAGCAGAAGAACAAUCUUCGGAAAGAAUUAUCUCAUUACAUGAAUAUCAAUGACUCCAUGUAUACCAGCCAUUUGAACAUCUCUUUGGAUGGAUUGAAAUUUAGUGAUGAAACCACCGAGCCCAAUAAUGAUGAGAUUGUGAAUGGCUUUGAACCAAAUUGCCUGAGUAAAAUCAACAAUGGCAAUAAUAAAGCAUCAACACCAAAAAAACCCGAUAGCUUUCCUCCAGCCCCUAGUUUGGUGAAUGAUCUUCUGAGUGAGCUAAAUAUAUCUGAGAUACAAAAGCUGAAACAGCAGCUAAUACAGAUGGAGAGGGAAAAAAUGAAUUUGUUGUCUACGCUCCAAGAAUCACAAAAACAACUGGAGAACACCCGGGGUGCCCUUUCUGAGCAGCGUGAGAAAGUCGGCAGGCUCACAGAGAACCUCAGUGCUAUGAAAAAACUCCAGGUCAGCAAGGAACGUCAGUCGGCUCUCGACAAUGAGAAAGACCGAGAUAGCCAUGAAGACGGGGAUUAUUAUGAGGUGGACAUCAACGACCCAGAGAUCCUGGAGUGCAAGUAUAAAGUAGCUGUGGCAGAAAUCAGUGACUUGAAAGAGGAACUUAAAGCUCUCAAGGCUAAAUAUGAGGAAUGUGAAUCCAAGUACGAAGAAGAUAAGGGCAGGUACGAGACGGAAACCCAAGCCCUGACAGAAAAGAUCGGCUCUUUGGACAAGUCUAGUAGGCAAGAUAGGGAGCAGGUCAUCAGAUUGGAGAAGGAACUCAGGAAAGUCACUGAUGUUGCUGGGGAAACCCAGGGCAGCCUUAGUGUAGCCCAAGAUGAGCUGGUUACCUUCAGUGAGGAAUUAGCCAACUUAUAUCAUCAUGUAUGCAUGUGCAACAAUGAAACCCCCAACAGAGUGAUGCUAGAUUACUACAAGCAGGGCAAAGGAGGACAUACCAGUCCGGAGGUCAAAGGCCACAGAUCACCAAUCCUGCUCUCUAAAGGUUUAUUGUCGAUAGACUUGGGGAAAUCAGAAACCGGGAGUGGUGAAAGCAGUCCUUCACCAAUUUCAUCCCUCCCUUCACCAGUAUCUGAGGUAUCCCGGAAGGAACCUAUGAAUGUUUACAACCUGAUUGCCAUAAUCCGUGAUCAGAUCAAGCAUUUGCAGGCAGCAGUAGAUAGAACAACUGAGCUGUCGCGGCAGCGGGUGACUACCCAGGAACUUGGGCCAGUGGUGGACAAAGAUAAAGAGGCAUUUAUGGAAGAAAUUCUGAAGCUGAAGUCUUUGCUAAGCACCAAGAGAGAACAGAUUGCAACACUGAGGACUGUACUAAAAGCCAACAAACAGACAGCAGAAGUUGCCCUUGCAAACUUGAAAAGCAAGUAUGAAAAUGAAAAGGCAAUGGUUACAGAAACGAUGAUGAAGCUGCGCAAUGAACUCAAAGCUUUAAAAGAAGAUGCUGCUACUUUCUCUUCUCUGAGGGCCAUGUUUGCUACCAGGUGUGAUGAAUAUGUCACUCAGCUGGAUGAAAUGCAACGCCAGCUUGCUGCAGCGGAAGAUGAAAAGAAGACCCUCAACUCCCUGCUUCGCAUGGCGAUUCAGCAAAAGCUAGCCCUGACCCAGCGCCUUGAACAUCUUGAGUUGGAUAAUGAGCAGUCCAAAAGGGUGCGCACAAAAUCUGCACCCAAAGUCAAGAGUAGUAGCCCCAGUGUAAGUCAUAUUCGAUCAUGUGGAGACAAGUCGGAAGGCUCUGUGCUUAAUAACCAAGUUUUUUGCAGUGAUAAAUAUAAGAUCUGUUGUGAUUAAAGAAGAAAUUAGGAAGCUGUAAACACACAUCUGAUAUUUGUG